GUGAUGGGGUGUAAGCCAGCGGCCAAGCCAGCAGGAAAGCCCUGGGUUAAGGGAUGGCUAAGCUCUUCUCCCUUUUCGUCUUGUAACAUGGUGCAAUUUUCUUUUUUCACCAUGGAAGCGGAGACAGCUGUAAGGGUAGGGGACAAGGUCACAUCAACAACAAGGCAGCGCUCCGGGAGUGUCAGGAACCCUUCCGGGGCCAACUGAAGCCUGGGACAGAAGGGAUGCGCCCAAGGAGUGUGCAGCUGCCUCGGUGCCUUGGUGAGCAACAGGCGGAGGAGGUCCUCUUGCCGCUCUCACCCAGCAGUGCAGGAGGGACUCCGCAGCGGGUCAGAGCCGGUGUGACCUUAAAGCUCUGGGUCGUAACCCCUGAGCCCGCAGGCGCAGCCCGUGUGGCGCAGUAGCGGUGGCGGCGACCGUGCAGGUCUGCCCCAAGGGUUAACUCAUUCCUGGGCAGCCGCGGCGCGUGUGGUGCGAAAUCUCACCAGAAGAGGGUACAGUAGCAAAGCGUUUGACGUCAGGCUGGAAUUCCUAUUGUGUUUCGGAACGGCUCUGGCAAAGCCAGUCCAAGUUCGCUCCCCGCACAUCCGGAUCGUGCAGCUCCUGGGCUGACCCGCCGCCGCUGCUUGCUCGCCGCCGCCGCCGCCGCAGGGGGAAGGAGGUCGCUCGCUGCCUGCUGAGGAGAGCCUGGUCCUGUUCUGGACCGAGCUGAAGCAACAUAUCCGGAGUUGAGGGUGAGUGUCCCGAACACCGGAGGCCAUUGGCCGCGGAGUCCCCUGCUGGUGCGCCUGGAUGCCAGCGGGCAGCCCCGCCGCUGCCACCGGGUGCAUGGCUCCCCUGCGGCGCGCCCCAGCCUGCUGCCGCCCGCUGUGAGUGCCCUUCUCAGCAGGUGGCUGCUGUCCCCAGAGCCGCGCAUUGGCGGAGGCAGCAGGGCGCAUGGAACCCGGGCUUGCGAGCGCACCCGCGGGGAGCAUGGACGCGUCUGCCGAGCAAAGCCUCCCGGAGCCUGGCAGCCAGGACUCGGUGGCAGGCGACGACAUUGAGAUCGUGGUGAAUGUGGGGGGCGUGCGGCAGGUGCUCUACGGAGACCUGCUCAGCCAGUACCCCGAGACCCGGCUGGCGGAGCUCAUCGACUGCUUGGCCGGUGGCUAUGACACCAUCUUCUCCCUGUGCGACGAUUACGACCCAGGCAAGCGCGAAUUCUACUUUGACCGGGACCCGGACGCGUUUAAGUGUGUUAUUGAGGUGUACUAUUUCGGGGAGGUCCACAUGAAAAAGGGCAUCUGUCCCAUCUGCUUCAAGAACGAGAUGGACUUCUGGAAGGUGGACCUCAAAUUCCUGGAUGAUUGUUGCAAGAGCCACCUGAGCGAGAAGCGCGAGGAGCUGGAGGAGAUCGCUCGCAGGGUGCAGCUCAUCCUGGACGAUCUGGGUGUAGACGCGGCCGAGGGUCGCUGGCGCCGCUGCCAAAAGUGCGUCUGGAAGUUCCUGGAGAAGCCCGAGUCGUCGUGCCCGGCGCGGGUGGUGGCGGUUCUAUCCUUCCUGCUCAUCCUUGUCUCCUCCGUGGUCAUGUGCAUGGGCACCAUACCCGAGCUGCAGGUGGUGGACGCUGAGGGCAACCGCGUGGAGCACCCGACGCUGGAGAACGUGGAGACGGCUUGCAUCGGCUGGUUCACGCUGGAGUACCUGCUGCGCCUCUUCUCGUCGCCCAACAAGCUGCACUUCGCUCUGUCUUUCAUGAACAUCGUGGACGUGCUGGCCAUCCUCCCGUUCUAUGUGAGCCUCACACUCACGCACCUGGGCGCACGAAUGAUGGAACUGACCAACGUGCAGCAGGCUGUGCAGGCCCUGCGGAUCAUGCGCAUCGCGCGCAUCUUCAAGCUGGCCCGCCACUCCUCAGGCCUGCAGACCCUCACCUACGCCCUCAAGCGCAGUUUCAAGGAACUCGGGCUGUUGCUUAUGUACCUGGCCGUGGGCAUCUUCGUCUUUUCCGCCCUAGGCUACACCAUGGAGCAGAGCCACCCGGAGACUCUGUUCAAGAGCAUUCCCCAGUCCUUCUGGUGGGCCAUCAUCACCAUGACCACAGUGGGCUAUGGUGACAUCUACCCCAAGACCACGCUGGGCAAGCUGAACGCGGCCAUCAGUUUCUUGUGCGGGGUCAUUGCCAUCGCCUUGCCCAUUCACCCCAUCAUCAACAACUUUGUCAGAUACUACAACAAGCAGCGCGUCCUGGAGACGGCCGCCAAGCACGAGCUGGAGCUGAUGGAGCUCAACUCCAGCAGCGAAGGCAAACCCUGCGGCGGCUCCCGCAGCGACCUGGACACCCUGCCCCCAGAGCCUGCUGCCAGGGAGGGGCCCAGCUGGGGCAGCCGGCUGAAGCUCUCCCACAGUGAUACCUUCAUCCCCCUGCUGACAGAGAAGCACCAAAGGACCCGACUCCAGAGUUGCAAGUGAUGUCUGCGCUCCCAGGCGGGGGGGACAGACUGGCCGGUGGACGGACAGACCAUUGGCUAGGCAUUGCCAGUAGGCAUGUCUGUGGCUUCAAGGGAGCUGCCUGGGUCUCCCUGCCCUCCCCUGAGCAGACCCUGCCAAGGCUGGGUAAGACUCCACGGGGUGCCAGCUGUUCAGGGGUAAGGGAUCUGGGGAGUGCAGGAGCCACGGAGCCGCUUGGGGCUAUAGGAACGGCCUGGCCGGAGCCCACAUCUGCUUCCGUGUCUCCUUCAAUAAAACUUCCUGUUCGGCCUACCCUCCGUGUUGUGGGUUGUCUCCAGUUCACUGUUUCCACUCCCCACCCCCCAUGAGUGGCUCCUGUACACCCUAGUGCCAGGCCAGAAAGGAGGUGUGCAGCCCCCAGAGGGAGCGUGGAGGGUAGCUAUUUUUAGUGGCGAGCUAAUUAAAGAAGAGCUGCAAGGCGCAGGGUUCAGCUCCAAGGCGCCUUGCCACAUUCCACGAGACACUCUCCUGCUUCCUUCUGUGGAAGGGCCGCCUCCCCGGGGCCCGGGGAGGAAGGAGAGGUUGCAGAGCCUGGUUGUGAGGCAGCUGGCUCAGAGCUGUCGCCUGUGGGGCACUCCUUUUCACUCCCCCUUAUUCCUAUCCAGCUACCCGAGUGGACAGGUAUCCCCAUUUUACAGGUAAAGAAACCGAGGCUCAGGGUCGCACAGAAGAGGAAUCCAGGCCUGGUUCUGAUUGUCGCCGAGUCCAUGUGGUCUCUCCACCACCAGGCAGUAUUGGUUCCGGGGCCUUCUCUAAAGUAGGGUCUGAGCUCCUCCGCGGUUUGUGUGCCCAGGGGGGAUCUUCAGAGAAUCACAGUGGUUGGUUCAGGAUCCUUGCACCAGUUUCUGCUCAGAGCUGUUUCUGUUGUUCUGCCUGGGAAGGGGGUGAGCUGCACAGGUAUCCACUGUGUUCUCCCCAGGUCUGGACCAGGCAGGAGGGCCGUCAAAAGCAGGGCACUGUAAUGCUGUUGUUGGCCAAAGCCUAAGAGCUGGGCCUGGAGGCCUAACCUUUUCUUGGUUUCCACCUUCUAGGAGCCGGAGAGCCUUGCCCUUCACCCUACCCCCACCUCAGCUGAGAGGGCUCCAGGGAAGGAGCACUUUGGUGGACUAGGAGGUGGAGGGUAUAAAUGGAGGGACACGGGUGUCUUCCACCUGCCUCCACUCUUCCCUGAGCUCAGAUUUUUCCCAGAAGUAAGAGGAUGACUGAUUUUCUCAGGGUGCCUUCUAGGUCUGCCUAUCCAGGAUGUCCACGGUUUGGGCUGUUGAUUCCUAGGGCAGGGUCUCCAGGAGGUGGGAUGUUGUCACUUGGAGAGUGGAGAUUGUGUCUGCAGGGUGCAUGCUCGCUCCAGGGCUUCAGUGAGAAGAUGCUCGGGUAGAGAUGGAUCAGACCUGGGGUCGAUGGCCACGUAGCAGCGAUGUUAGUGGCUGUCCAAGAAGACACAGGGACUACCCCCUGCCUCCCUCUCCCCCAGCCCUCUCACGUAGGACUCUGAAGGUUCUUAGCCAGGCUGGCUAAGAUGCUGGUUGCUCUGAACUGUGCUGUGUGUCUCCUCUUCACAUUUCUCCAAGAUGAACCUAGGUCCUGUGACCAUCAGAGGCAGAGGAAGAAGUUGGGGUCUGAGGAAGUCGAGGCUCUAGGUAAAGGGAGAGCAGGGUCUGCUGGAGUAUGUGGGUUCUUGGGGCUCAGUCGAUUUGCUGAAAGGUCGGCUUGCCUUUUUUAUACCCUUUAUCCAAGAGUCCUUGAGAAGCUAGGACCUGGGUACUACCCUGAGGACUCAGAGCUCCAGGAAGAGGGUGUGUGUGUAGCUCAGGGUUUAAAGAGAGUAAGCAGAAGGCAUCUUCCUGUGUUCCCUGCCUUCUGGGGCAGUGACACUAGGGAUGAGGAUGGAGGGAAUGAAUUACAGGGAAGAGUAGCUUUUGCUCAUUCGGGAGUAGGAGACCAUCUGUGAGAUCUCCACAGGUUAGGAUCCAGAGGGACACUGGCCCUGGGGGGCUCAGUGAUGGCAGUGUGUCCUUACAUGGUGAUAUGCUUUGUCAUAGAGGAGUGGCCUGGAUGCUCUGAGAGUCAGUAGUCCCUAGUCCCUGGGAGAUCUCUGGGUUUCAAGUACUUGAACUUGGCUGUAUCCACCAGGGGUAGCUUUGAAAGCUCAGUGUCCAGGCUACACUCCGUUCCUGUGAAUUGAGAAUGUCUGAAAUGACGCCCGCUCCCCCCCCCCCCCAUCCAUAUUUUUGUAACUUAGAGUGCAUAUGAGUGACUGUUGCUGUGAUCAUGUUAAACCCAGAGUUUGGAUUUGUAGAGCUGAGAAAAAAAAAAAAAGCUAUUUUUUUCCGUGAGCUCCCAGAUGCAGCUGGAGGCUGGGGCUGCGGGUCCACAAACUGGCUUUGACGGAUCAGAAUAAGCCUGUAAACUGCAGCCCGUGGCUAGAUCUGGAGGACCACCUGUUUUGCACACCCUAUGAAGUUAGAAUAGGUUUAUAUUUUUAAAUGAUUUAAAAAAAAAAACCCUCAAAGGAAUAACAUUUUGUGACCCGUGACUAGUACUUUAAAUUCAAAUUUUGUUGUCCAUAAAUAAAGUGUUAUUGGAACUAA
Peromyscus maniculatus bairdii (prairie deer mouse) is the source of this 5078-nucleotide messenger RNA. It is a transcript of the gene Kcnf1, whose product is annotated as potassium voltage-gated channel modifier subfamily F member 1. NCBI's taxonomy places the organism in Eukaryota, Metazoa, Chordata, Mammalia, Rodentia, Cricetidae. Gene Ontology annotation, cellular component: voltage-gated potassium channel complex; membrane. The record is from RefSeq and is a predicted model, not a curated record. Gene Ontology annotation, molecular function: voltage-gated potassium channel activity. Gene Ontology annotation, biological process: protein homooligomerization; potassium ion transmembrane transport; action potential.